CAUACCCAUUAGGUCAGAUUAUGAAAUCAGUCUACUCUUUGAGGGUUGGCUAGUUAAACUUAACAAAUCAUAUAAGGAUGCAUCAGAGAAAGAGAAGAGAUAUGAGAUCUUCAAAAGAUAACCUUUGGUACAUCGAUGAGCAUAAUGCCGGCAAUCAUACUUUUACCCUUGGUCUUAACAUAUUCGCGGACAUCACCGUAGAAGAGUAUAGAGCCACUUAUUUGGGUACUUUACCACCAUCCCCUAGUUUAUAUAUGGCAAACGAUGAAUUGAUCAAGAUAGAUGAGAGUGAUAAUCACUACAUCAACGUGACAACCACGCCAGAUUCCAUCGAUUGGAGGGACUUGGGAGCUGUUACCCCUGUCAAAAAUCAAGGCGGUUGUUAUAGUUGUUGGGCUUUUGCUACGCUUGCGACUGUGGAAGCGAUAAACCAAAUCAACACUGGAAAUUUAAUAACUCUGUCAGAACAGCAACUAGUGGACUGUGCUAAGAAGAGUUGUGAUGAAGGACAUUAUAUUCAUAAAGCAUAUGAAUACAUUAUAAAUAAUGGUGGGGUUGACACCGACGAGGACUAUCCUUACAUCGAUAAAGCAGCCGAGUGUGACACGACGAAGGAAAGUAAAAAGACUGUGUCAAUAGACGAUUAUAAAUUGGCCACUCAAGAAAACGAAUUUGCUAUGAAGGCAGUCGUUGCUAAGCAGCCUGCUGCCGUUAUUGUUGAAGCCUAUGAGCGGAAUUUCCAACUAUAUAAGAAGGGAAUAUUCACGUCAUAUUGUGGGACAAAAGUAGAUCAUGCUGUUACUAUAGUAGGCUAUGAUACAGCUGGUAGUGUAGACUAUUGGAUCAUUAAAAAUUCCUGGGGAGACUUUUGGGGAGAGGCGGGUUAUAUGAGAUUGGAACGAAACAUUAAGUCAAUAAGCGGCAAAUGUGGUGUUGCACUCUAUCCAUAUUACCCUAUACAAAACUCAACAAAUGGAAAUCCAAGGGCAGCCAAGUUCAAUUGAAGGCACCAUGCAUGCAGGAAUGCAAAUUUAUGGUGAUGAGGAUGGGUUGGAUAAAGAAAGAGGUGCCAAUAAUCUUUAUAAAUAAUAAUGUUGCAUUUUGUUACAAUCCAUUAUAAAUUAAUACA
Dioscorea cayenensis subsp. rotundata (Guinea yam) is the source of this 1129-nucleotide messenger RNA. Its product is annotated as zingipain-1-like. The coding region runs from base 78 to 1004 and encodes 308 amino acids. The record is from RefSeq and is a predicted model, not a curated record. Gene Ontology annotation, molecular function: cysteine-type endopeptidase activity. The transcript is spliced from 5 exons. Gene Ontology annotation, cellular component: lysosome. Lineage: Eukaryota; Viridiplantae; Streptophyta; Magnoliopsida; Dioscoreales; Dioscoreaceae.